AUGGCGAAUAUUAGUACAUGGCUGAGCCAGCAGAAGGAGGAUCUGACGCGUCGUUGCGACCGCUUUCGCGAUGAUGUCAUUGAGGGACUGCUGGAGAAUGCUGAGAAGGAAUUACGGAGGAGGGAGGAAGAGCAUCAAGCUGAAUUGAAGAAGAGAGAGGAGAAGGAACGCGUCAUUUCUGAGCGAUUGAAUGACGAGUUUGUCAAGAAUGCGCGUCUUACGGAGGAGAACAGCAUCCUUCUGCAUAGGCUGGAGAGGUUGGAGCAGAAGAUGUUAGCAUCAACUAACCCUGGUCCUGCAAGUAGACCAUCACAUCGAGCACAUGCAUCCCACGAUGACGCCGGAGCCACUGUCUCGAAGGAAGAAUAUCACGAUCUUGUGCAGAGGUUUGAAGAUUUACACAAGAGACACCAAGAGGCGAUGCAGCGCAUAAAAUACCUCGAAAGGAAGAAUGUCACGGUCAUGCAGAAGAACAAGGAGAUGAAAGAAAGCGUGAGGGCAUGGCAGAGAUACAGCGACCGGAAUCAUGCGAAAGAGCAGAGAUUGAAGGUGCAAGCAAAGCAGAAGGAAGACUCGGCUCCCCCAGCUGCCACCAACCAGCUGCCACCUCGUCCUGCUAUACCGUCCAGUCCAGUGUCAUCCGGUAUGAAAUCUCCACCACCCCUUCAUCCAGUUGAGCGCUCGCCAGGUCCCAUCAGCCUCGCAGCUCCGAUUCGACGCAGUCUUGACAACCGUCAGUCACCGGAUCCCAGACAUCAUGACGGCGCAAGUGCGCAUGCGGAUGUGGACGAGCUCCCCCAUUCUUUCCAGCCGCAUCUUGACCAUCAGCAAGGUCCGCUCGAAGACGCCGAGAUGGCUACUAUCGGAGAUGAACUUCCUUCUAUCAGCAACGCGGACCAAUCCUCCGCAAGGAUCACAUCCAGUCAAACGGAAUACGAUGAGAAUGAGACUGCCGCAGAGCUGAUGCCACCUCCCCCCAACCCCGGGUCCGACGACACGCCUGAAGUCGUCUCCGAAAGGUCCCUGAAGCGUAAGCGGAAGGAUCCGAUAUACAACGACCCUAUCGGAACACCCAAGAACCCUGUUCGAGUGAAGGAAGAACAAUUCAGCAGUCCACCCGCUCCUUUGACGGCGCAUAAGCUGCUCCGCAAAGAGACCUUCGACUUGGAUGAGCUAGGACCUCGCCCAAUAACCACGCCACGUAGGAAAAGAUUUCGAAAUCCGGUGAGGCCGGCGACAUUGCGACAUCAGCGAUCAAUAAGCGAACCUUUCAUCAAGGAGGAGAACCUUCAAGAAGUCCAAGGCGGCACCACUGCUGCAGGUUUGCCCGCUUCUCAUAUUGAAGACGCGCUUGAGGUCAGAGCUUACAGUGAACCGUUUGGACAGGAGCAGGAACAGCAACCGGAACUGGCACCGGACCCUCCACCUCUUCGUCCCAUCGACGCGAACACUCGGAUGACGGCAAGAAAUGAUGAGCAUACUCCCUUGAAGAGGCGUAAGAGAGAUGACGCAGCUGCUCGUUAUUCGGAGAAAUUUAACCUGCUAACCGAAUCAGGCGAGGAACUCCCGCCUCUGUAUGGCAAGAGUGGACGCCUGAGGCCCGAGGCCGCGAGGGCCAAAAUCAACCAGAAAAUCAGAGCAGCGAAACAUCCCCGGACUCCAGCCAGCAGUGCCUCGAAGACGCCCACUACUGCACGAUCGAACAUCGAAAAUGUAGAACCGACAACCUCUGAUAUCGAUGACACACCUGCACCCGCGAAAUUUGCCCCUGUGCUCCAACCUCGUAAAAACCCUAACUCAGAACCAAAGCACUCUCCAUCCAAACACACCUCGGCCCAGCGUCCCAUCCGCCUCCGCGACAAACCCGUCCACGAGCUCAAACUCUCCGACUUCAAAGCUAACCCCAAGUACAACCAAGGCUACAGCUACGCCUUCGCCGAAACGGUCCGCAAGCGCGCAGACCGCGCCUGCCUCCCCGGCUGCACGCGGGAAGAAUGCUGCGGCUCGACGUUCCGCUCCCUCGCUGAUGCUGCUGCCCCUUUAUCUGCCUCCCAGGAAGAAGCGCUUCUAGAAGACUACCUAGGCGACGCGUAUGAUACCCUCCAACUCACGCAAAUGACGCCAUCGGAGCGCCGGGAACUCGUCUUGCAGGCACGGACGCGGGACUUUGCCAAUAAGUAUGGGAGGCAUCGGCAAGCGUACGAGAGGCAUAAUACGCCACCAGGGUUUUGGAGAGUGGAUUUCCCGAGCACACAGGAAGAGAGGGAGGAUGUGGAGAAGGCGAAGGCAUUGGAGAGGAAGGUUGUGGCGGAGAGGAGGGCGGAGGCGAUGAGGAGAGGGGGACGGUGGAUUUUUAGGGACGAGUAG
Molecule: messenger RNA, 2367 nt
Organism: Westerdykella ornata
Lineage: Eukaryota; Fungi; Ascomycota; Dothideomycetes; Pleosporales; Sporormiaceae
Product: SAE2-domain-containing protein
Exons: 3
Coding region: 1-2367 (788 amino acids)
Biological process (GO): DNA double-strand break processing involved in repair via single-strand annealing; double-strand break repair via homologous recombination
Cellular component (GO): site of double-strand break
Molecular function (GO): double-strand/single-strand DNA junction binding; double-stranded DNA binding; damaged DNA binding
Source: RefSeq, a predicted model, not a curated record